Messenger RNA from Paramacrobiotus metropolitanus, 2104 nucleotides. RefSeq names its product 26S proteasome non-ATPase regulatory subunit 5-like. Gene Ontology annotation, cellular component: cytosol. The record is from RefSeq and is a predicted model, not a curated record. The transcript is spliced from 2 exons. Gene Ontology annotation, biological process: proteasome assembly. Bases 283 to 2001 code for a protein of 572 amino acids. NCBI's taxonomy places the organism in Eukaryota, Metazoa, Tardigrada, Eutardigrada, Parachela, Macrobiotidae.
UUUAGUCCAGUUCCGCUGAACUACUUACUGUAGCUGCAAUUUCGUACAGUACGUUAAGGCACCCUAUCUCCGGGUUGCUGUCUUGAGUACUGCAAAUGACAUUGCAGAAUUCCAGCCGAAGCCUUCUUUUUCGUCGCCAAAAGUUUGAAGUUUUCGAACUACUCUAGUCUAAAAACCCAGGUUUGUUAUCAUUUUUCUGUGUUGCAAGUUAGGCUUUGAAGUCGUUACAGGAUUUGUUUGCGCUGGAUAUUGGCCAGAACAACCUUUAUCGUGUGGAAGGGUAUGCAACUUGUUAUGGAUUCGAAUGACUCUGCGACACAGUCGUCUUCCCGAUUCGGAAAUACGACUUCCGAUGUUCUGCUCUCUGCAUUAUUCAGCAAAAUUUGUGACAUUUUCGCAAAGGCCCACACCGCAGCGGAUCUGCAGAAUCUUCGAAAGCUCUUGAGCGACAUCACUUAUGAGAUAACCAAAUACGGGACCUUGUCGUUACUGGCGGACAUAUGGAAGCCCAAAUUGCACAGAUUCUCAAACGAAAUCCUUCCUCGCGUACAGGUUGCCCCAACUGUUGCCAUCCAUAUUCAGGAUGUGGAGAAUGAUGUUGCUAACUUGAUCGAUGUGCUGACAGAGUCGUUAACGGAUGCUAACGGCGUGAAAGACGUUCAGAUCAACCUGCCGUGGCAUUUGGAGUUCGCCGUGUUGUGUACCAAAGUGCCAGCACUGCCGCGAGUGCGUGCGUUUGGCUACAGGAAAAUAGGACGGCUGCGGAAUGGCUUAGAAAUUUCUCCGGAAAAUUUAUCGCUGUUUUUGCCGAUUACCAGUACAUCAGCGGAAGGGUUUCGGGAAGAUGAGUCGUAUGUCGCCGUCGCUGCGGAGACGUCCAUCUUGCAGAUCUGCCAGCAUUUUCAUAUUACGAAUAUUCUUCGGCCAAAUUUUCACUUUGCUGCCAGAAUUGUUGAUAUCGUCGAUAAACCUACCCGCGGUGGCAGCAGAGAUGUUGUGAAUUUUCGAAUUUUUGAUUUCUUGGACAAACUAUUGAUACAAAGCGCUGACAAUUUGCCAUAUGUUGUUCAACUCGGUUUGAUGGAACAUUUAUACAAAACAUUCCGUAAUAUGGAUUUGUUGGUAUUGGCCAACGCAUCUGAAAUAAUGUGCCAGUUUGCUCAGCAUUCAACCGGCCUGCAGUUACUGGAAGAAUCUGGGGGCAUGGACUUAGCGGAAAACACGAUAAUGUCGAAGAAGAACGAGAGGGAAUUUGAGUAUUUUGGUCCGUAUCUCAUGCGCAUGUACAUUACGUUGGCUCGAAAGUUUCCCGAGUACUGCAUUUUGAAAUGCGAGAAGGUUAUCCUUUUGGCUGGACAAUUGGUGUUUGACAGGACUGAUCAUUCCGCUGCAGCUGCACUUGAAUUUUUUGGUCAGCUGGCAAGCUGCAGUGUGGCGGGAAAACGGUAUCUGCACAAUCUGAUACUUUCGACAGGCGAACGCCUGAUAGACAAAUUGUUAAAACUGUUGGGAAGACGUGUCACAAGUACAUCCGGGAAAGAUUCUGUGACGGAUAACAGUAUUCAUGUUCUGGAAUUAUUCGUGAAACGAAUCGAGGGUUUAGAACCACCGACAGAUUCGGAGCUCCAGGUUAUCAGUUCGCUGUGGUUCGAGUCCAUGGGUGACAAAGUUCUGAUGGCGCUUUUCCAGAAAGCCUGUAAUCCGUUCAAGGAUGUAAAAUUGCCCGUGUUGAUGGUGUUCCGUGCGAUGGCUGAUCAAAAAUGGGCACAAAUAAAAUUUCGAGAGGAACCUGGUUUAAUUGAAUACUUACUGAACCGGCAAGCAGAAGUGGACACCGAUAUCAAACAGUUGAAGUUUGACGUUAUUGAGUCGAUGGUGAAAUCGAACAGUCUGACGGAAGUUUUCGACAGUGUUACUGUAGUUCGUUUGAAAGAAUACGUGAGGGAUGGACCGUUUUAUAUGCAAGGGCAGUAUCAGGUCGCAUUUGAAGGUGGCGCUUGAAGAAGAAAUGUCUGUGCUUUUACUGAUCCGAAUUCCGAACUGUCCCGGGCUUUUGGUUUUGAUAUUUCGUGCGAGUUACAAGAAACAAGAGUUUUGAAAUAAA